GGCCCCGCCGCUUCCCCGCCGCUUUCGCUUUCGUUUCCCCGCGGGGCCCGCUCGCUCCGGGCCCUUCCCGGUAGGAUCCGUUCCCGCUGGGAUCCCCGUCCCGUGGGAGCCCCAUCCCGGUGGGAUCCCCGUCCCGUGGAGCCCCAUCGCGGUGGGAUCCCCGUCCCGUGGGAGCGACGGCCAUGGCCACGGGCCAAGCUGCCAGAUCCACGAGGACAAUUGUCAUUGCUGGUGUCCCAGCUGGCCUCCUGCAGGAUGAUGUCAUGGCUGACAUCCUCACCAUCCACUUCCAAAUGUCCAGGAAUAACGGCGGGGAUGUGGAAGAGGUCACGUAUCCCACAUGGAAUGAAGGAGUUGCCUACAUAACCUUUGAGGAUCAAGAAGUUGUGGAGAGUGUUCUGAAGAAGGAGCAGCAUCUCCUGCAGGACAAGAGGCUGCCCAGGAGCUACCCGCUGACGGUGACCCGCUGCUGCGACAGUGUCUUCCUCUGUGUCACAUCCACCCUCAACGUGGCUCUUUUCAGACAUCACUUUGUUUUGGAAGAUUUGGUGGAAGAGAUGAAAAAGCAGAGCCCGGAUUUGAAUUUUGGGCCUUUGCAGCCUGAUGGACAAAUUGCUGUGCAAGGGUCCUUCCCAGCACUCAGAGUGCUGAGAGAAUUCCUCUUGUUAAAGGCAAAAUCCCUCUCAGAGGAGGGCAAAAGAGAGGGAAAAUCCCAUCAGAAACCGAGGAAGAAGCUGCAGGAGCACAGAGGUGCCGUGGAGACGAGGAAUUCCUGGAAUGAGCACAGGGAAAAACAAGUGCUGGUUCUGGACACGGAUAUCUAUCUCUACAUGAAGUGCUUUUUUCCCAAAAAGCUCCAGGCAAACGAUGCUGUGAUUUCUGGUGUCACUGAUGGUGACAUCACCACGGUGUGCAUUGAGAGUGCUGGCAGGGAGGCUGGUGCUGCUCGCAGAUCAAGGGCCAAGGAAAUCAUUGAAAGUUGCUCCGUAGAACUCCAGAAGAUUUUACGUAAAGAAAGGAUCUGCCUCAAGGAACAGAGCAGAGGGGAGAAGCAGAGAUACAAACAGCUCUGUGAGAGGCUGAAGGCCCGUUACCCUGGGCUGCUGAUCCUUCCUUAUGACACCCACAUUGACGUGGUGGGAACGUCUGCAGAUGUUUUUGCAUUUAGGGAGGAGGUGAGGAGGCUCUCCAGGUAGGAGGGAGCGCUCCUGGAGUUUGUACUUCUCAGCCAGCCUUGUGCCUGUGGCCCUGUGGCACUUCACAUCUCCCUCUGUGUCACUCUGGGUCACCUUGUCCCACUCACUGGGAGGGUGACCCAGCCUGGCCCUCCCCAAAUACCAAAUUAAGGUCAGAACAAGAAACCAAUGAUCUCUGCACUUAGGCAGCAAAAAGAAUUUAAACCUCCAGAAAGAGCCACAUUUUCCUUUUGAUACCUCUGCAUUCUCAUCCCAACUUGCUGUCAAGGAGUAGGUGAUGAGAAGAGAGAUUUUGGGUUUUUUUUUAAUCUGAGGGUGCCAGCCUUGUAGGAAACACUGCAGGGAAGUUCUGUGGGAGGUUGUGUGAGGAGCUGAGCACAGCAGACAGGAAUGGGGACCUUGAUCUGCAGGGGGACCUUCUCCCCCUUGGGAAGAGAGCUGGGACACUUGGCAGAGCAGAAUGCACAUGGGAUGGGCAGGCUUCAGAAAGCCUUGAAAGUUCUUCUCUGGAGGAAACAGGAAAGUUUAUUUUCAUAGGAGCAAUAAUGGAGUUUUUUCCAGCUGUGAAGGCUUCUGCAGCAUCUCUUGACAGCACGUUAUUUAGAUGUGAAAGUGUGUCCAGAGAUUUGAUGGGAAAAUUUGGGGGCAUUCAGACUUUGAAAUCAGAUUCUGUUUAUGCAGAUCUGUUUCUGUAUCCAUUACAAGGGCACAGAGAGGGUUUUUUUUUAAACCAAUAUAGAAAAUAGCUUUUAUUUUGUGAUAUCUGUGUGUUUAGAAUAAUUUGUCAAAACAUCCACAGCACCAGCUCUUCUGUUUGAUGUGCAGGGAAAGUUUUAGGGGUUUAUGCCACAAAAGAAAGCAGUUGUCCAAAACAUCUUAUCUAUGUUAUUUUAACCAAAUCCCAAGUUUUUGGUUGGAAGCCCAAACCUGAAGCCCAAGAAAUGCUCGAGGCACUUUCUUGUCAUCCCUGAUUAUCCAUGGCAAUGAUGCCAGUGAAAGCUGUUAGAGCAGUGAUUUAAAAAUGACUGUCAAAGCAGUGAGCUGAAUUGGGGGGGUGGGAGUAAUGUUUAAAGAUUAUAUUUAAAUAAUAGAUAUUAAUAAUAUACAUUAUAUUUUUUAAUAUUUUCUUUUAUAUAUUCAAUAUUAUUUUUUAUCUUGUAGAUAUUUUAUAUAUAUAUAUAUAAUUUAAAUAUUAUUUCAUCUUUUCCACAUUCCCCCAUGCUCUGCAGGUUCUCCAAGGGGCUCAGGGAUGAGAAACUCUUGGAAACUCCCCCUGGAGCUGUUUGGGCUCUUCCCCACUGAACUCAGGCAGAGAUGGGAAGUUUUUCAACCUUGUCACAGACAAAAUCCUCUAGGAAGGCUAAUCCUUUAACGAAAUUAGUGCUGUUUUCCAGUAUCCACACCGAGCUGCUCUUUUUUUUCCAAAGAGCCUCGUUUAUAUUUUUUUUUUUCUGAUUCAGAGCUUUGGUAUUUCCUAUUUUCUCAGCUGGCACAGCAGUGGCACCGGUGUCUGUGUGAGCCCUGCCCGGUUGCUGCUGGCUGAGGGUGGUUUUUGAGUCAGCUUUGGCAGCAGCACAAGUUGGCAGCAGCACUUCAGGUGUCCUUCAAGUCUGGUUUGCUGCCAAACAACUCCUUCCUACCCAACCACUCGCAGUCACAGCCUCCCAACCUUGAAAUCGCUGCUGAAUAAAAUGUUCUUUUCGAA
Messenger RNA from Poecile atricapillus (Black-capped chickadee), 2901 nucleotides. It is a transcript of the gene RBM43, whose product is annotated as RNA binding motif protein 43. The transcript has 4 exons. Gene Ontology annotation, molecular function: RNA binding. The coding region runs from base 183 to 1196 and encodes 337 amino acids. The record is from RefSeq and is a predicted model, not a curated record. NCBI's taxonomy places the organism in Eukaryota, Metazoa, Chordata, Aves, Passeriformes, Paridae.